GGUGUUCUCCUCUACGGCAAUCAUCGCGACAGCCUGGAACUGCAGUUCCUCUCCCUGCAAGCAUCUCUAGCUGCUGACAAGGCCUCCGCCCCCUUCGCCUCCCUCCUCACACCCAUCUUCCUCCCCCUUGCUGCCAACACACCUGCUUCGUCUCCUGCCACCCCCCCUCCUCCUCCCGCGCUCUCUCUCCUCUGGGACCCCUCCUCCUCCUGCUGCGAUCCCAACUCCUCCGCUGCUGCCCCUCCCUUCCCCCCGUCCACCACGCUAGUAGUGCUGGGUGGAGAAGCAGUAGGGGAGGUGCGAGUGCUGGCAGGCCCAACAUCAGCUUCCCUCACCUCGUCCCCGUCCUCCUCCUCGCCCUUCUCUCCACUGCAAUGGCACCGCUCUGCACCGGAAGACACACUACCAGACGCAGCACAAGAAACAAUGCAAGGCGAGGCUGCACUGCCUGACUUGGAGCUGCUAUCGCCCUUGGUGGCCCGCUUGAGCCAGCAGGCAUCGCGCCAUGCCAUCAUUCCCUACAGCAUGAAGUGGUCUCGAGAGCUCGACUUCCUCAAGCGCAGAGCGUUCCCCCUUCUUCCAUCACCAUCACCAUCACCCUCAGCAUCACCAUCGCCAAUGCCAGCAGCACCUGCCCUUCUCUUCUCUCCCCUCAUCCUCUCGCAACCUCUUACUGCUUCGGAUAGUCACAACCACAGCAGCAGCUUCUCACAGCUGCCUUGGCCUUCCACAUCAAGCCCUACUCUUGACAGCCCUUCUGUUGUGUUACAUAAAGCAACGGACGAGAUCGUCCAGGUGGACGCAUCAAUGGACGGGGUUCAUCUCACAUUCUCACAGCCCUUCCAACACCUUCUUGACCAUUGCAGCAGCAGCUCGGGCAGCCUCAAAAUAAUCGACCCAUUGCCCGCAGUUCUCCCGUUAACUGACCGAGUGAAAACACUUUCUCUCCUCUCCGAUCUGCUAGCCACCACCAAUGAUACUGGAAAUCCACCCGCUUCACCUGUUCUCCGGGUUCCGCGUUUUGUACAGGUGCCGGACAUAAGGCAGACGGCAGCAGUGCUGGCAGCAAUGGCAGCAGUGGGGGUGCGCCUUCCAGUCAUAGUCAAGCCGCGCAUUGCAUGUGGCGCUGCUGCCAGCCAUGCCAUGGCAAUUGUCUUUUCGGAAGAUGCCUUUGCCACACUGUCGUUGCCAUCUCCCUCGGUUAUCCAGGAAUACGUGGACCACGGGGCCUGCCAGUUCAAGUGCUACGUGCUGGGCGAGGCUUUUUUCGCUGCUGAGAGGCGCAGCACUCCCGACGCUGCACCGCUGCUGCUGCAGCAGCAGGGACAGGCGCACGGGAAGGUAGGGCAGCAGCAGCAGGAGGAGGAGGAGGAGCAAAGGGCGAAGGUAUCAGCGGCACCAGCAGCGAUCUCGUUUGACAGCCUCAAGUCCCUCCCCAUGGCCUUCCCAAGCCAGCCCAGCGAGCAGCAGCAGCUACAGCAACCACCAUUGCCUCCCCUUGGAGUCGUGGGUGGUUUUAACGAGGCUGUGGCGCGCCGUGCAGCUGACCUGCUGCGCUCUGCUCUCGGCCUCACACUCUUUGGCUUCGAUGUCCUCGUGCAGGAGGGCACAGGAGAGCACGUGGUGGUGGACGUGAACUACUUCCCCUCCUUCAAGGACGUGCCAGACCACCUCGCCAUCCCGGCCUUCCACACCGCCUGUGCUUCCCACCUCGUGUAG
Closterium sp. Naga37s-1 is the source of this 1719-nucleotide messenger RNA. NCBI's taxonomy places the organism in Eukaryota, Viridiplantae, Streptophyta, Zygnematophyceae, Desmidiales, Closteriaceae. The record is from the annotation of a GenBank genome assembly.